AAUGCCGCGGCUAUGGCCCCACCGGCGUCAUCUUCCGACAAACAAUAAACGAAUACAAUUCCCUUUCACAAGCCCAGAAUAAAAAGAAAUAAUAAGCAUCAAAGCUUCUAAAAAAGUAGAGAAACCUCACCCUCCCUUGAGAAAGUGCAUAUUAAAUUAUAUCCAAGCAUGACGUCGAACGAGCUAUUUAAAAUUCCCAUCCCGGCAAUCAAAUCGCAUCCGGGAGGCAACAUCGUCUGUACAUCUCCAAAGCCUCAAGUCUAUGUUCUCACAUGGACCUCCCCUCCAGACAACAGGUUUACACCCGCCUUCAAUACGGCGCUGAUGACGGCGCUCGAUACUAUUGAAUUCAGCCAUCCACCAGGUGUUGUUAUAACCACUUCAUCCAUUUCUAAGUUCUACUCCAAUGGCCUCGAUUUCAAGCUUGCUAUAUCGUUACCGGGAUUCUGGGAGAACAGCCUGUAUCCAUUAUUUCGAAGAUUCUUAACUUUUCCCAUGCCCACGGUCGCCUUGAUCAAUGGCCACGCCUUCGCCGGCGGGUUCAUGCUAGCUAUGCAUCACGACUACCGAGUCUUCACAGGCGCAAAGGGCUACCUGUGCAUCAACGAACUCGAGUUCGGCGCACCGUUACUACCACCCAUGAGUUCCAUUUUCAGGAUGAAAACUACUCCUAAUGUGUAUCGCAACAUGGUUCUUGAAGCGCGACGCUUUGAUGCCAAGGCUGCCCUAGAAGCCGGCUUGGUGGAUGCCAUUGGCGAGAUGGACGCAGCUCUGAGCUUAAUUCAGGAACGAUCGCUAAUCAAGAAAGGAUCCACCGGCGUCUACGGGCUGCUGAAGGCUGAGAUGUAUCGCGAGAGCGUGGCACUGUUAAGCGCCACGGGCAAAGAGGCGGCCAAAACUAUGGACAUACAAGAAGCUGAGAAGAAAAGAAAAGAAGACGGCGCAAAACAAUUCAAGGAAGCACAAGGUAAUAAGGCAAAAUUAUAAAGUCCCGAUAACUUUACUUGUGUUUUUUCAAUUUCUUAGGUUGGGUAGUUUAGCACUUUGAGUAUGUACUAUAGCAUAAAUGCGGCGUCGCAUUUGAGGUUGUCGUUCACAUGUUAAGGAGGUUCCUCGACAUAUGCAUAUAUUAGGUACCUCCUAUUUAUUUAGGCGAUAGACGACUGCCGUCACUAGUACGUGGGGAAUUCGAGGUCCUUCAACUUAUACGUGUAUCUUUAAACAAACUUUAUGUAUUUUAUUUAUUAUUUAUAUCCUAUUAAAUAAUCCAUUGAUGUUGUUAGUAAU
Messenger RNA from Daldinia decipiens, 1287 nucleotides. RefSeq names its product enoyl-CoA hydratase/isomerase family protein. The record is from RefSeq and is a predicted model, not a curated record. NCBI's taxonomy places the organism in Eukaryota, Fungi, Ascomycota, Sordariomycetes, Xylariales, Hypoxylaceae. Gene Ontology annotation, biological process: fatty acid beta-oxidation. The transcript has a single exon. Gene Ontology annotation, cellular component: peroxisome. Bases 169 to 987 code for a protein of 272 amino acids. Gene Ontology annotation, molecular function: delta(3)-delta(2)-enoyl-CoA isomerase activity; enoyl-CoA hydratase activity.